Messenger RNA from Acanthisitta chloris (rifleman), 1574 nucleotides. RefSeq names its product apoptosis antagonizing transcription factor (gene AATF). The annotation marks the transcript as partial. The record is from RefSeq and is a predicted model, not a curated record. Gene Ontology annotation, biological process: regulation of transcription by RNA polymerase II. NCBI's taxonomy places the organism in Eukaryota, Metazoa, Chordata, Aves, Passeriformes, Acanthisittidae. Gene Ontology annotation, cellular component: nucleus; nucleolus. The transcript is spliced from 10 exons.
CUACAGUUGCUAAAGUGAUUGACAAAUUUGAGGAUGAAACCACAGAUGACAUUUUGCCAGUUGGGAAUAUAAGGAAAAAAGUUUCAGCCUCUCUCCUAGAAGUUGAUCAAAGGUACAGUGGAAGAGCUACAUCUCGCAAGGCUUUGCAGAAGGAGCUCUGGGGAGAUGCUCUGUCUGAAGAAGAAUCUGCUGAAGAAGCACUAGGUGACUGGUACAGUGGCAGUGAGGGUUCAGAAGAGGAUGACAGCAUAGGCUCCAAGGCAAAGGGGAGGCCCAGCAGUGCUGGCAGUGAGCAGGAAGAUGACUUGGAAGAUGAUGAAGAGGCAGAUCCAUCUGUCAAGGCCAAGACAUCAAAGUUCAGCUUCCAAAAUAUCACAGACUUUGAGAAGUUUACAGAGGGGAUGGAUGAUGUGGGAAGCAGUGAAGGGGAGGAUGAAGAUGAAGGGGAAGAGGAGGAUGAAGAUGAGGAUGAAGAUGAUGCCCACAUGGAAGAAGGAAGUGAGGAGGAGGAAUAUGGGAGUGAAAACGACGGCGAUGUAAAGGAAAGCAAAGACAGUGAAGAUGACGGAGGAGUGAUGACAUUCUCCAAAGGACAAGACUCUGAAGAAGCAGAGAAGGGAAAAGCUGUGAGGAACCAGCUAGCACUGUGUGAUCUGCUGCUGGAAGGGAGAAUCAAGAUGCAGAAGGCUCUCAUGACAGCCAACAGGCUCCCCCAGCCAGACACUUACCCAACGUUCAGGAAGGAGGGUGGACAGGAGUUUGAUAACGCUGUGGAGAACUGUUGUAAAGCCCUGGAAACCUUGCUGAACGUACUGGUGGAACUUCAGGAUGAGAUACUUUAUCAGUACCCAGGCACGAGGCACCUGGUUGAUGGAAAGCAAGCAAAACCUGAGAGUGAUGAUGAAAUCCCAAGCAGCAGCGAUGAGGAGCAAGGGGAUAAGGCACAGGAGAAGAGGAGGAUCCUCCCCAAACGGAAGCUGAAGUUUGAGGACUACCCUGAGUUCAUAGCCAAGCGCUACGCGGAUUGCAGGACCUAUAGGAACAGCAUCCUGCAGAAGUGGCAUGAGAAGACCAAACUGGCAACUGGCAAAAUGGGAAAGGGUUUCGGUGCCUUUGAGCGCUCAAUCUUGACUCAGAUUGAUCAUAUCCUGAUGGACAAAGAGCGAUUGCUCCGGCGCACCCAGACCAAACGCUCCGUGUACACAGUGCUGGGCAAGCAGGAACAGGAGCCUCAGCCUCCCCCUGAGUCUGUGCCUGAGAACUCGGAAGUUCUCCCUCAGUCAGAUUCCAACAGGCACCUGAAGGACAUAGAUGAGGAGAUAUUUGAUGAUGAUGACUUCUAUCACCAGCUCCUGCGAGAGCUGAUAGAGCGGAAGACCACCUCACUGGACCCCAAUGACCAGGUGGCAAUGGGCAGGCAGUGGUUGGCCAUCCAGAAGUUACGCAGCAAGAUCAAGAAGAAAGUGGACAGAAAGGCCAGUAAAGGCAGGAGAAUCAGGUAUCACGUCCAUAGCAAGCUGGUGAGCUUCAUGGCACCUAUUGACCAGUGCACAAUGAAUGAUGAUGCCAGGUGA